AUGAGCCCAAGGAUAUUUCGGAGGACACUCGCAUUACUAAUAGUACUUGUUGGCAUAUACUAUGAAGGAGUAACGCAAGAUAUUACCAGUACGAAGAGUGGUACCAGUCUACGUUCAACAUCCGCGGUUGCGAAGAAAAGCACUGAAGCGUCGACCUUUACAUCAGCAGUUUCCACUACCAAGAAGGAAUCCACUUCUGCAGCAGAAAGUACAUCUACGCAAACAACUGCAGCAGCGACUACAACGAUUACUACAGCUGCUACUACUAGAUUGCCUACUACGUCUGCCAUGACCACAACAACAACAGCGAACAAAACCGUGCCUGUGGUGCCUGUAGUCGUCAAGACUCUCCCAACGGUCACAAUAAGAAGUACAACUCCAGUUGUCAACAUGACGACAAGCUCCAUAACAAAAACUACGACACAUAGAAAGAAAAGAAAGAAAGAUGAUUACACCUUAAUCAUUGUGCUGUGGGUGCUUGCCGCGCUACUUGUAAUGGGAGUUCUGGCCUAUGUCUACUAUGACCAUCGCCGAACAAGAGCUGCUAAGCUGAAAUUACUCGCCGAAAUGGAACAAGAGAGACGACUGAGGAUAAUGCAGAAGAAAAAGAAGAGAAAGAGGCCUCGGCAAGUACCUGCUGCGAAAUUGAACCCGAAAGAAUUCAAGAAAAAAGGUCCAUUAGUACUUCAAGCUGCAUACAAAGGGAGUGUUAAACAUCUGCUCGAUGACGAGAAAUCCGAAAGUCUCAAAGAUAUACAGUUCGACACGAGCCAGAAUUCGAUAGUUUUUAUUGGUAGUCAAAUAGAACGGCUCGAAGGGUUGUCUCAGCAGUAUACUUUGAAUUCGAAGGAAAGUGUAAGUAAUGUUGGUUCUUGGAUUUACAAGUGA
This is a messenger RNA of Cylicocyclus nassatus, 888 nucleotides long. The record is from the annotation of a GenBank genome assembly. Lineage: Eukaryota; Metazoa; Nematoda; Chromadorea; Rhabditida; Strongylidae.